AAUCUCUGUUUACUCCAGAGUAUACCUGGAUAGUAGCACCUCCGCAGGCAGCAUGUGGCACAGGCAGCAUGCAACGGGAGGGCUCGCCCUGGGAAUCUCCGUGUGCGUUCCUGGAAUUCCAAGAGGAGUAAAUCGCCACUUUCACACAGCUGAGCUGAUUGCUAGGAAGACGCAGCGAUUCCGGGAAACCGAGGCUCUCUCUUUCGCUGCAACUGCAAUUGCUGAGCGUGUUGUGCCAGUUCCAUGAUGUUAGUCGGCAAAUCCCUCAUGCCUGGGACGCUUGCGUGGGGAAAGUCCUCCCGGUUUUUGGAAGUCAUAAACGCUUCUUUGCAGAGAGCUGUGACAAAGUCAGUCUAUCCAUUUCCGAGCUUUCUGAGGACGUGCGAGGACGGGGCUGGAUGACCUCCAAGGGGAGUUGGCUCUGAAGGCAUGGUGUCACCACCAAGACGUCCUGUUUUCUUGGACGCAGCAGCCGAGCUGCCCUUGCUGGCAAGAAAACAUGACUGUCCCCCCUCGGUGAUCUCCGAGCAUGGACAGGGAUGGAAGGACCUCUCAACGUUCCCCCUUCCACGUGCAUUAACUGAACAAAGAGCUCCCUGUUCUAGCUCUGGAAUGCGGCAGCAUUUCGCAUAACGGUCUCAACUGUUGCUCACAGCAUUGUUCCGGAUGCCUGCCGAAGAACCCUCCUCUCCAAAACAGGCGGCACUGAGGCUUGGCUGCUCCAUCCGCUGCCCACCAAUGAAAUCCCUCCCUCGCAGGGCGCUUUGGGGGACCUCGGCACAGGCCAUGCCUCCAGAGGCCCACGGGGCUCCGGCUCACACACCCCCGGCGUUCUGCAGCAGGCAGGAUCAUUCUUCAGCGCUCCCGACCGAGACGGCUGCACCGCCGUGGGUCGCUCCCACAUCGCCAGGUGAACUUGGCACACCAUGAGCACCCACUUCUGCCUGAAGCAUGAAGCACAGUACACACACCAUCCUAACCUGAUCCAGUACUUUAUCCCAGUGACUGAUGAGGAAUUUCAAGAGCGCUUGGGGAGGCGCCGGGGAGAAAUCGCCAUCAUGCUGAGGUCAUCAGAGUUCAAUCAAGACAAGACCACCUUGAUUGUGACUAACAACCCGCUUCCUCUGCUCGUUUCCGGCCAACAGCUUUCGAUGCCUUUGCAGUAUUUCUCAAAAGACGUGUUAAGAAGGAGUUUGCAAGAUCAGAAGCCUCUUUCUUUACCCCCACUGGAGAAACAAGCCGCAGUCCCAGGCAAGAAGCACCAGAGGAAGUCCACACAAUUCAGGUUUGCCACUGCCAAGGAUUUCAAGGGUGAAGCAAAGUUUUCAAAGGGUUAUGCAGAGAGGCGUGUACAAAGAUUGUACCCCCACUUGCACACUAGCUCAAGACUAGGCCAACAGGAAAAGCAGCCGCUCCCCAGUAUUCAAGGCUGGGUCCCAAAAGUGGCCCAGUGGGAGCCCCUGACGAUCACGUGUCUGGCUGAAACGAAGGUGACUCUCACGGCACCUGGAGAAGAUGGCUUCAGGUACGGGAAGGCCCCGCUCUGGGUUGUCGAAACCUCCCUCGUACCCAGGAACACCCAAUAAACCCUUCAGCUGA
Messenger RNA from Varanus komodoensis (Komodo dragon), 1599 nucleotides. RefSeq names its product testis specific 13 (gene TSGA13). The record is from RefSeq and is a predicted model, not a curated record. Lineage: Eukaryota; Metazoa; Chordata; Lepidosauria; Squamata; Varanidae. The transcript has 7 exons. Bases 927 to 1586 code for a protein of 219 amino acids.